Ceratitis capitata (Mediterranean fruit fly) is the source of this 1977-nucleotide messenger RNA. RefSeq names its product acyl-CoA synthetase family member 3, mitochondrial (gene Acsf3). The transcript is spliced from 3 exons. Gene Ontology annotation, biological process: fatty acid metabolic process. Gene Ontology annotation, molecular function: medium-chain fatty acid-CoA ligase activity. The record is from RefSeq and is a predicted model, not a curated record. NCBI's taxonomy places the organism in Eukaryota, Metazoa, Arthropoda, Insecta, Diptera, Tephritidae. Bases 43 to 1863 code for a protein of 606 amino acids.
UGAACAAAAAUAUAUUCUAAAAUUGAACUCAAUACUUUAAAUAUGUUUGUAGUAAAGCAAUUUUAUAUAAAUUCCAUUUGUGUUGCGCCAAAACGAGUUAUCGCGUUAAAACACAUAUUUAAACGAACAAUUGUGCCACAAAAGGUUUUAAAUCCAAAGACAUUUAAUGAACUUAAAAAGUUGCGGGUGCAUUUCAAGAAUGAGGAACGAAAUGGUGAUGUUGUACCAAUUUUUAAAGAGGCGUUAUUUCAUCACAAUCAAGUUGCGAUUCAAAAUUCCGUUACAGAAUAUACUUAUCAGCAACUUUAUUUAGGGUCGAAAAGAUUAUCUAUUCAGAUAUCGAACAUUUGUGGCAGUGGUGCAUCUUGCAACGUAGCAGUUUUUUGUGAAAGUGACGUCUUGUUGCCGUUAACGCAAUGGGGAUGUUGGAUGUCAGGACAAGUAUUUAUGCCCCUUGUAAGCAAACUUCCCAUAGAAAAACUUAAAUAUAUUAUUCGCGACUCCAACGCAAAAAUUAUAAUUGGUACGGAGUUGAAUGAAAUUAUUGCCAAAAAGCUUGCUGAUAUGUUUGAUAUACCUCUAAUCAUAAUCGAUCAAACAUUUAUACCGAACCAUUGUAACGCGGACCACUUCUUGGAAAAAAUGCUGUUUACAGUGGGCGAUAAAGUUUUUAUUGAAGGCACUUUAAAUAAUGAUUUUUAUUCUUGCUCCGCAGCAAUGUUGGUAUAUAGUAGUGAUGAAAAAAGAAACCCAAAAGGAUGUAUAAUAACACAUAAAAAUUUGCAAUCUCGAAUUAAAAUAAUUUUAGGAGCGUGGAAUUACAAAUCAUCUGACUUUUUACUUAAUCUGUUGCCAGCAGAAUAUACUAACUACAGUGUUCACUCUUUAAUGUGUUUCUUAAGUGUUGGUGCCAAAAUUCAUUUUUAUUGGGGUAAUGAUUAUCUUCAAAUAUGGAAUAUAAUUCUUGGUAAACAUUUUCAUAAUAAGGACCGGCCCAAUAGCUUGACUGCGGUACCUUCAACAUUUUGUAAAAUUAUUCAUGCAUAUAAACAAUUGUUUUCUAAGAAUCCCCGAAUGAGUGAAUAUAUUAAAAACUAUUGCAAACGUAAUUAUCGUAUAAUGGUGUCUGGACCACUGCCUUUGCCAAUUAAUACGUUUUAUUAUUGGAAUAAAAUUACGGGGCAUGAGCUUAUUCGGUAUUAUGAAACACCUGAAACUGGACAUAUCAUGAGUAAUCCACAUUUAGAAGUUAAAGGAAGACAUCGUAUGCAAAGUUCUUUUGCUCAACCAUUACCGCAAAUAACAAUUCGUAUUGUAAAUACUAAAGGUGAAACCAUAUUAUCAGCUACCGCAAGAGAUUUUGAAAAACAUACGGAAAAUAAUAGGUCACAAGCUGUGCUGCACAAUACUAAAUUACGAACUUUGAUUGGCGAGUUGCAAGUGUCUGGCACAAGUAUUUUUAAAAAAUAUAUCCAUCAAGAGGAUACCACAUCUUGUUUUGAAAAAGGCUUCUUUAAAACAGGAAUUGCUGCUGAAUUUAAAGAUUGCGGUUUUAGAUUGUUAGGGCGAAUAGACAGAGGUAUUGUUAAAAAGUCCGGUCGCCUUAUCUCUAGUGACGAAAUCGAAGCUUUAUUACAAACACAUCCAAAUAUAAAGGACGCUGCAGUAAUAAGUGUGCCACAUUCAUUAUGGAACGAUAAAAUUUGUGUCCUGUGCGUUCUUGAAGCUCAUUGUAGUUCAGAUAUAGGACAUAUUAAGUUAUUUUGCGAAAAAUGGCUACCAUCCUAUAUGCAACCUGAUAUAUUUAAAAUUGUUCCUCAUAUCAUUCGCACCUCGGAAGAUAAAAUUGAAAUUAUAUGUUAACGAAGUGUCAUCAAUUCUGCAAUCAAAUUUACGAAGACAGAGUAACUCCAAAUUAUUUCGAUAUAUGUAUAUUAUAAAUAAUAUUGCUAAAAAUAAACUAUUUCUUUUUCGAAA